Molecule: messenger RNA, 1082 nt
Organism: Prosopis cineraria
Lineage: Eukaryota; Viridiplantae; Streptophyta; Magnoliopsida; Fabales; Fabaceae
Exons: 6
Coding region: 277-852 (191 amino acids)
Source: RefSeq, a predicted model, not a curated record
UUCUUCCCCAAACUCCAGGCGAUUGAGGCUGACAAGACUGACGCGACUCCAUGGGGGGAGGCGGACGGAAGUCUGAACGCUGAUGGAGAUGAAGCAAUCGACAUUGAUGUUUAUCAUCUCUGGCCUCAAGUUUGCCUCUAUUAUGUCAUUGUGUGAAUUCGCGUAAUCGACAAUUAUCAGCCCCAUCCUCGGUGUAAUUGAGGAAGUUCAACCCAAAAGUUGCUUGACCAACUUGUGAUUUCGUAGAAGAAAGAGAGCGAGCUGAUAAUUGACCUAAUGCGGGCCAUACCAGUUCAACUCGCUAAUUAUUUAUGUAGAAGAAGACCUGGGGUCAGUCUACGAUCUCGCAAUUUUUCAUCCUACAAUGGCAAGGAGGAGUUAACCGUUGAAGAAGAAGCUGAAAGAAAAAUUGGAUGGCUCUUGAAACUGCUGUUUGCGGGGACAGCAUCUGUGGUGGCAUACCAGUUCUUUCCUUUCAUGGGAGAUAAUCUCAUGCAACAGUCUGUAUCUCUUUUGCGAGUCAAGGACCCUUUGUUUAAAAGGAUGGGAGCGUCUAGGUUGACCCGUUUUGCAAUUGACGAUGGAAGAAGGAUGAAGAUAGUUGAGAUGGGUGGAGCCCAAGAGCUCUUAAGCAUGUUGAACACGGCUAAUGACGACCGAACACGGAAAUCAGCUUUGAAGGCUCUGGAUGCACUCUCACGAUCAGAUGAAGUUCUUGCAUCCUUAUGUCAUGCUGGAGCAAUGACAAUUGUUAGGUCAACUCCAAAUUCACUUGAGGAUGCAGAUAUUGAGAGAUUCAAAUUCUCCUUGAUGAAAAGAUUCCAAGAGCAGAAAUAUGGUGGGCGAUCAUGACUUUUGGCUGAGGUGGUUGCCCAGGUUUUAUUAGGCUCAAAACAUGUAGUAUUAUAAUCAAUGAGCUGGCCGUAAAUGUAUGGAUAAGAACGAGCAGAAUCUGCUAGUUAUGCUUAGUUCAAAUCUAAUAAAGAGUAAUGUUGUUCAAGCUUCUCUUGGUUCACAUCAGUGACAGAUGGAAUACAAUGGCUGUCCAUUCUUAUUGAUGGUAUGUGAUAAUUCAUGCUUAA